This is a messenger RNA of Myotis brandtii (Brandt's bat), 1663 nucleotides long. It is a transcript of the gene COPS3, whose product is annotated as COP9 signalosome subunit 3. Gene Ontology annotation, cellular component: COP9 signalosome. Bases 135 to 1394 code for a protein of 419 amino acids. The record is from RefSeq and is a predicted model, not a curated record. The transcript has 12 exons. Gene Ontology annotation, biological process: ubiquitin-dependent protein catabolic process. NCBI's taxonomy places the organism in Eukaryota, Metazoa, Chordata, Mammalia, Chiroptera, Vespertilionidae.
UCCUUGCAAAGAACUUAUCCCAUCUGGACACUGUGCUUGGGGCUCUGGAUGUACAGGAGCACUCCUUGGGCGUCCUUGCUGUUUUAGUGUUUAUCGUGGGCAAUUGAAAGGCACCGUCUGCCAAGGGCAUCAGGAUGGACCAUCUGAGUCCUCCCUCUUCCCAGCACCUCCAGUUCUUCCCGUCCUGCUCCUCAGCUAGUGCUUUCUCCCAGAUGGACCCCAGCAUCGCCCAUCCUGGCCGUAGCCUUCUGUGGUCCACAGCUCUGCUUCCUUGUCCGCUCAGCCUGUUCUCUUCAGGGCAGGAAAGAUUUGUGAAGUUUUCUAUGCCCAGUGUUCCUGACUUCGAAACAUUAUUCUCACAGGUUCAGCUUUUUAUCAGUACUUGUAAUGGGGAGCACAUUCGAUAUGCAACAGACACGUUUGCUGGGCUUUGCCAUCAGCUAACAAAUGCCCUUAUGGAAAGAAAACAGCCCCUGCGAGGAAUUGGCAUCCUCAAGCAAGCCAUAGACAAGAUGCAGAUGAACACAAACCAGCUGACCUCAGUACAUGCCGAUCUCUGCCAGCUUUGUUUGCUGGCAAAAUGCUUUAAGCCUGCCCUUCCAUAUCUUGACGUGGACAUGAUGGAUAUUUGUAAAGAGAAUGGAGCCUACGAUGCAAAGCACUUUUUAUGUUACUAUUAUUAUGGAGGCAUGAUCUAUACUGGGCUGAAGAACUUCGAAAGAGCACUCUACUUUUAUGAGCAGGCUAUAACUACCCCUGCCAUGGCGGUCAGUCAUAUCAUGUUGGAAUCAUAUAAAAAGUAUAUUCUAGUUUCUUUGAUAUUACUUGGAAAAGUACAACAGCUACCAAAAUAUACAUCUCAAAUUGUGGGUAGAUUCAUUAAGCCUCUUAGUAAUGCAUACCACGAGUUAGCACAAGUAUAUUCAACCAAUAACCCCUCAGAACUCCGAAACCUGGUGAAUAAGCACAGCGAAACGUUUACUCGUGACAACAACAUGGGGCUGGUGAAGCAGUGCUUGUCCUCUCUCUAUAAGAAGAACAUUCAGAGGCUGACCAAGACCUUUUUAACACUAUCAUUACAAGAUAUGGCAAGUCGUGUGCAAUUAUCUGGACCACAGGAGGCAGAAAAAUAUGUCCUGCACAUGAUAGAAGAUGGUGAAAUUUUUGCAAGUAUUAAUCAGAAGGAUGGUAUGGUCAGUUUCCAUGAUAACCCUGAGAAAUAUAACAACCCGGCCAUGCUUCAUAACAUCGAUCAGGAGAUGCUGAAGUGCAUAGAGCUGGACGAGCGGCUGAAGGCGAUGGACCAGGAGAUCACAGUGAACCCCCAGUUCGUGCAGAAGAGCAUGGGGUCACAAGAAGAUGAUUCUGGAAACAAGCCAUCCAGUUAUUCUUGAAACAAAUGGCCAUCCUGAUUUAAACAAGAGGAACUAUCACCAUGGCCAGUAGCAACUAUUAGAAGGGCAGCAGGGAGGACUACGCCUGUUUCACCUGGACAUUAAGAAAUUACAUUUUGUUUUGACUUCUUCAGCCCUAUGUGCUUUCAGAAAACCAUUCUCUCUGCAAAGGGGAAAAAACAAACUUUAAAGUCUGUUGUGGAUUUAUUUAUCCUCAGAUUAAUGUUGUCAUUGCAUUAAAUCUACCCUUUUGUUUUAAAUUACGUAAA